Molecule: messenger RNA, 3219 nt
Organism: Nerophis lumbriciformis (worm pipefish)
Lineage: Eukaryota; Metazoa; Chordata; Actinopteri; Syngnathiformes; Syngnathidae
Gene: csrnp2
Product: cysteine-serine-rich nuclear protein 2
Biological process (GO): regulation of transcription by RNA polymerase II
Cellular component (GO): nucleus
Molecular function (GO): DNA-binding transcription factor activity, RNA polymerase II-specific; sequence-specific DNA binding
Source: RefSeq, a predicted model, not a curated record
CGACAGCCGCCGAGAAGUUUAAAAAGGUGAAAAGCGAGAAAGACGAAGAAGCUAACCGAGGUUGGGGCGAGCGACGACGACAAAAGAUGUCGGCGCUUUUCUUCCGUUUUAAAUCCCCCCACUGAGAGAUACUUUUCUUCCUCCACUUUGUCACCAUGCCGCUGAAAUAAACCUUCUCCAAAGCCCUUUUGGACACACGACAAAGAGGAGUGGUGGCCCUCCCCGGAGGAACAAUGACUAUGGAGCUCCCACGGCCAGCGGCUCUUUAAACACAACAAGGACAUUUUUUUUUUCUCCAUUAAAGUGAUGAAAUAAUCCAUGAAUUUUGGAGAAAGAAGAAACUGCCUGUUUGUGGCCCAGACGCAGUUUCCAUGGAGGCAGGCUCGUCCCUCAGUCUCAAACGACGAUACGAAGAGGUGGACAACGUCUCUCCCUUCUCUACGCCCAAGGACUCUGACGAUGACAUCUCCAGCAGCGACAGCGCCGACAGCUGCGACAGCCUCAACGCCUCCUCCAGGACCGAAUUCACCCCGACCUCCAUCCUCAGGCGACACAAGCCGUCGCCGGGAGGCAAGCGGGUGCGUUUCGACGCGGUGACGGUGUACUACUUCCCCCGGCGGCAGGGCUUCACCAGCGUGCCCAGCCAGGGGGGCAGCUCGCUGGGCAUGGACCACCGCCACUCCUCCAUCCGCCGCUACACGCUUGGCGAGUUUGCCCGGGAGCAGGAGAGCAGCCAUCGACACGCCUUACGCCAGCACCUGCGCCAGGAGAAGCUCAACGCGCGCAAGAUGAAGCUGACCAGCAACGGCACGGUGGAGUGCGUCCAGGCCGACAUGCUGACCUUGGACGACGUGUCGGACGAGGACUUGGACAUGGACGCCGUGGAGGUGGACGACUGCUUCUUCCUGCAGCCGCUGCCCACCAAGCGGCGCAGGGCCCUGCUGCGGGCGUCCGGCGUCGCCCGCAUCGACGCCCGGGAGAAAACGGAGCUGCGGGCCAUCCGCCUGUCGCGGGAGGAGUGCGGCUGCGACUGCCGCCUGUACUGCGACCCUCGACACUGCGGCUGCAGCCAGGCCGGGAUCAAAUGCCAGGUGGACAGAAUGUCCUUCCCGUGCGGAUGCACCAGGGACGGCUGCGGCAACAUGGCGGGCCGCGUGGAGUUCAACCCCCUGCGUGUGCGCACGCACUACCUGCACACCGUCAUGAAGCUGGACCUGGAGAAGAGGACCGUGCUGCUGCCACUCCCCGCCGGGUCUUACGCCGAGUCCGACCCGGCCUUCGCCCCGGCUUGCCUCUCGUCCCCGGAGGCGGAGAAGGAGGAGGACGUCCUGGAGCGAGAGAACGAGACCGCCGUGUUGCACCUGCAGAGCGCCGAGGAGCAGGAGAGGCUGGAGAGGGAGGUGCAGGCGGGGAGCCUGGGGGCGGAGCUCCCCGGGCAUGGGGAGGAGCCACAGGUGGAGGAGGUUCUGCUGCAAGGCCCCUUCCCCGCCGUGCUGUGCAUCAACCAGGAGGCGGAGGAGGGGAACCCUGCUGAUGUUCUCACAGACUCCGCCCCUCUCCUCUACUACCAGCUCAGCUCCAUAGAACCCGCCGCCUUCGAGACCCCCGCCGCCAGUGCGCCGCUCGAAGGCGACGAAUCAAAGGAAGCGGCGACGCCCUCCGCCGACCGACUUCCCGCCGACCAUUAAGUCCCAGCUUGUCUGCGCACGUUUUGCACAAAAACCGCUUCCAAGAAGUAAAAAAGUUUCACCGUGCUCGCUCGUGGCCGAAGCAUCUUGAGUGAACUCCCUGCAAAAAAAACAAACAAAAAAAAAAAAUGCACAGGAGGAAGAACUGCUAGCAAAGCAAAAAAAGCGACGUAGCGAAAACUUUAGUCAAGCCAAAUGACGGCGAAAACUGACCUAAUAAUCCUGGAAAUACUUGUUCUCCUGUACUGUAACAGCCGUCUGCUUCAAUGUCUCACUACAGUAGAUCCCCGACUACUCGCCGCUGUAAAUAUCCAUCCAUUUUAUACCGCUUGUCCCUUUCGGGGUGGCGGGUGGGGGUGCUGGAGCCUAUAUCAGCUGCAUUCGGGCGGAAGGCGGUGUACACCCUGGACAAGUCGCCACUUCCUCGCAGUGCCAACACAAACAUUCACACUCCAUCCAUCCAUCUUCCUCCGCUUAUCCGAGGUCGGGUCGCGGGGGCCGCAGCCUAAGCAGGGAAGCCCAGACUUCCCUCUCCCCAGCCACUUAGUCCAGCUCCUCCCAGCCGGGAGACAUAGUCUUCCCAACGUGUCCUGGGUCUUCCCCGUGGCCUCGUCCCGAGGGAGGCGUUCAGGUGGCAUCCUGACCAGAUGCCCGAACCACCUCAUCUGGCUCCUCUCCAUGUGGAGGAGCAGCGGAUUUACUCUGAGUUCCUCCCGGAUGACAGAGCUUCUCACCCUAUCUCUAAGGGAGAGACCCGCCACCCGGCGGAGGAAACUCAUUUGGGCCGCUUGUACCCGUGAUCUUGUCCUUUCGGUCAUGACCCAAAGCUCAUGACCAUAGGUUUAGUUUAGUCUUUAUUUGAAGGGACAAUGCACAGAAACAUUAAGCUCAAAGACAGAUAAGUUCUGUACCAGAUUAUAGCUCAUUUCCACCUGCAGUCCCUGGCUAACUAAAUUAAAGGGAUACAAAAAUCCUGCAAUAAAAUUAUGACACUAAAACAUACUUGCCAACCCUCCCGAAUUUUCCGGGAGACUCCCGAAAUUCAGCGCCUCUCCCGAAAACCUCCCGGGACAAAUAUUCUCCCGAAAAUCUCCCGAUUUUCAGCCGAGGCUGGAGGCCACGCCCCCUCCAGCUCCAUGCGGACCUGAGUGAGGACAGCCUUUUUUUCACGAAGGGAGGACAACAGGGUGACAAGAAAUAAAUCAUCCAGACUAGAGAUAAAUUGUAUUAUUAUGUUUAUCUUACCUAAAAAUAAAUAUAUUUAUUAAUAAAAAUGAAAAAAAAACUAAAUACAUUUUUACUAUAUUUUGCUAAAAACAUCAAAAUUAAUUGUAUUUUUAUUUGUAUUUUUUUCUGACUCCUUGUUACAUCCAGCCAUAGAAUUAUACAUUAAAAUAAACAUAUUUGAAAUAAUUAAUUUAAUUUUAAAUUAUCAUAAUAAUUCAUUUAAAAUGACCAUAUUUAAUUAUUAAAAUAAUUGCUUGUUCAUCAACAACUUUAGCAUUUUAUUCAUUACAUUUUGAAGCUCUCA